GGUAAUCCAAUCAGGAGUGACUACAAUAUGCCCUCCAUCUCCUGUCUCAGUCUCACCAGACUCUUCCCAGAAACACACCCUCCACAGGCAAACAGGUUGACGGGCUGAGACCCCCCCCCCCCCGGUGCCGAGAUGACGGAGCGCUACGACUGCCACUACUGUAAAGAAUCCCUGUUCGGGAAGAAGUACGUCCUGAGGGAGGAGAACCCGUACUGUGUGAAAUGUUACGAGAGCCUGUACUCCAACACCUGCGAGGACUGCAAGAAGCCCAUCGGCUGCAACACCAGGGACCUGUCCUACAAGGACCGCCACUGGCAUGAAGAGUGUUUCCAGUGUUUCCAGUGCAAACGCCCUCUGGUGGACAAGCCCUUCUCCACCAAGGACGACCAGCUGCUGUGCACAGAGUGCUACUCCAACGAGUACUCAUCCAAGUGCCACCAGUGCAAGAAGACCAUCAUGCCAGGCUCCCGGAAGAUGGAGCACAAGGGCAACAGCUGGCACGAGACCUGCUUCACCUGCCAGCGUUGCCAGCAGCCAAUCGGCACCAAGAGCUUCAUCCCCAAGGAGAACCACAACUUCUGCGUCCCCUGCUAUGAGAAGCAGUUCGCCAUGCAGUGUGUCCACUGCAAGAAGCCCAUCACUACUGGCGGAGUGACCUACCGUGACCAGCCCUGGCACAAAGACUGCUUCCUGUGCACGGGCUGCAAGCAGCAGCUGUCGGGCCAGCGGUUCACUUCCCGGGACGACUUCGCCUACUGCCUCAACUGUUUCUGCAACCUGUACGCCAAGAAGUGUGCUUCCUGCACCACCCCCAUCAGCGGUCUAGGUGGCAGCAAGUACAUCUCUUUUGAGGAGCGUCAGUGGCACAACGACUGCUUCAACUGUAAGAAGUGCUCCGUCUCCCUGGUGGGCCGGGGAUUCCUCACAGAGCGUGACGACAUCCUGUGCCCUGAGUGCGGCAAAGACAUCUGAUUGGCAGGCAGCAAUUAGCGAGUAACCUGAUUCGAUGAAGAAGAAAAACCGGGAAGAGAUCAUGGCGAACAACAGGUCCCAGUGACACUGUCAGCAACAGUCAGGCUGUGUUAGAGAGGAUACAACAACUGCAGUGUGUCGUGGGUUAACUGUGAAACCCUCCAAACUGAGGUUAUUUUCAAUGCAAGCUCACCAGUGGUCUACUGCAGUGCGUUUGAUCCUCUCACACAGCCUCAGUUAUGACAUGAAAACACAAUAUUUGGCUACUAACCCAAUGCUGUUUGAGUUUUAAAAUACUAUUUUGCCUAUCACAGGUUGUUCUGUCACAGUUCUGAUUGUGUUUUGUGCAAUAGAAAAUAUUGCUUAGUGCAUGCCCUGGCCUGAUAUAUCCAUUAUCAGUUUGAGGUUUUGCCCAUUAAUGUCUGCUGUCAUAAUAGAUUAUAUACUUUUUAGAUUCAUAUUCAUAUAUUCAGAGUUUAUGUAUUUAUAGGAAUAUUUCAUCUAAAUUAUAGAAUAAGUCUGACAGUUUGAGGAAAAAGAAAUCUAUAAUUUGGGUGAACUAUCUUUGCGUUUUGAAAAGCUAUUAAGUGGCGUGUAUGUUGGAGUUUACGUUUCAGAGUCAAUGUGGAGUUUUUAAAAUGUGAAUAACUAAGAAAACAGGCUUUACAGACAUCUAAACAAAUGGAACUAAAACCAAAGCUUCUACUAAAGACAAUGACAAAUAUCAGAAUUAUAAAGGACAGUUUGAUUGUUUAACCCCUAGCUGAUUGCUUACAGUUUAACCUGAUGCAAAUGCUUUGGUAACAGACCCAAUAGAGCCUAGAAAGCUAAGAGCCGACACAGAAUUGUCCCCAUCUAAUGUACUACCAGGGAUCGGAUGAAGUCUGUGUCUGAAUUCCAAAUAAAGAACUAUUAAAACAUC
Esox lucius (northern pike) is the source of this 1894-nucleotide messenger RNA. RefSeq names its product four and a half LIM domains 2a (gene fhl2a). Lineage: Eukaryota; Metazoa; Chordata; Actinopteri; Esociformes; Esocidae. The record is from RefSeq and is a predicted model, not a curated record. Gene Ontology annotation, cellular component: nucleus; Z disc. Gene Ontology annotation, molecular function: transcription coregulator activity. The coding region runs from base 133 to 972 and encodes 279 amino acids. The transcript has 6 exons.